AUGAAGCAUGAAGGUAGGCAAAUGCCAAUUGAGGGCUUCGUUCAUUUUCCGAUCAGUUACAAAGCUUCAUUGUUACAAAUCUGGCAAAAACAUCAGCUUGGGGAUGACAAGGACAAACAAACAGUGUGUACAUCAAAAAAUGGAAGGGUCUCUUCUGCUGGGAUUUCCACCUACAGCUGGAAACCUCCUCAACCAGGUAGGGUGAAGAUUAAUGUUGAUGCUUCAUUUUACAAGGAAACCAAUAUAGCAGGCCUUGGAAUUAUAGCGAGGGAUGAAAAAGGAAAUGUGAUUCUAGCUGCGACAAAAGUUCAGUUUGACUGUUUUGAUGCUGAGGAGGCUGAAUUACUUGCCUGCAGGGAGGCUCAUCUUCUAGCUAUACAGUGGAUACCUGAUCCAGUCACUGUUGAAACUGACUGUUAUGUCAUUUUUCAGGCCUUGAACUCACUAAGUGAAAAUAGGUCCCGUCUAGCCCAAGUAAAGGAAACACGAGCGCUCACGGAUGAGCUUCAGGAAGCUGAGUUUGUUCUAACAAAGAGAGAACAGAAUAGGGUUGCUGAUCUUUUAACAAAACAUACUUGUAAAGACUUGUCUUCAGCAUUAUGGCUGCGACAUGUACCUGAUUUUGCUGUAACUUUAGUGGCAAACGAUGUAACCCUUCCUGAUUAA
Molecule: messenger RNA, 666 nt
Organism: Miscanthus lutarioriparius
Lineage: Eukaryota; Viridiplantae; Streptophyta; Magnoliopsida; Poales; Poaceae
Source: the annotation of a GenBank genome assembly